Molecule: messenger RNA, 1542 nt
Organism: Williopsis jadinii
Lineage: Eukaryota; Fungi; Ascomycota; Saccharomycetes; Phaffomycetales; Wickerhamomycetaceae
Exons: 1
Coding region: 1-1542 (513 amino acids)
Biological process (GO): conjugation with cellular fusion
Cellular component (GO): mating projection tip
Molecular function (GO): phosphatidylinositol binding; protein binding
Source: RefSeq, a predicted model, not a curated record
AUGGUCAAGCCAGCAUCCAGAAAGUUGAAGAUUUCUGGGCCAAUUAUAAUAGCCGACGGGGACCGCUACGCGGACGCUGGAGCAUCUUCGCGUUCAUCUCCUACACAGAUAGUACCACGGUCAACUCCAGACAACUCCGUGAUUGUGAUUGCCAAGUUCAACUUCAAAGCUGAGAAUAAGCAUGAGAUAUCCAUUGGCAUUGGGGAGGCGUUCAAACUCGUCCAGCGGAAGGGAAACGGGUGGAUUCUUGUAAAGCCAAUAGGAAGGCUUGGAGAAUGUGGGCUUAUACCGGCCAGUUACGUCCGCAUAGUGAAGAUAGACAAGUCCCAUCAUCCUCAGACAGACGAAGAAUGGCUAUCACAGCCUGAGACACACUGUGCGCACAAGACAACCCUCGAUGGUAAGAAUAAGAGCACCUCCAUGGCAUCUGAAAUAUCCGCCAUCUCUGACUCUGGUGAAGAUUUCACUUACCAAUCAUCCAUAUCGUCGGUGUCUUCCACGUCUCAAAAGAACUCUGCUACUACGUCACCAAAGAACUCAAUGGCUGCUAACACCUUGGCAACACCAAUCCCACUUUCUGGCCUCGUGAAGAACGCAGACACGUGCAAUGGCAGGUACUGGUACCGUGUUGAUGUUUCGAUGAGUAACGGGAAGACGAGACACUUGUGCAGAUAUUACCAAGAUUUCUACAAAUUGCACUGUGCAUUGGUUGAUCAACUGGUUCGCUCGAACCCUGAUCAGGACAUUAACGAGCUUGUAACCAAACUACCUACGCUCCCUGAUCCAAUUGCAAGACCAGAUCUUCAAACAUUGCAGAGUAUACUGUUGCAAAGAUGCCAGUGUUUGAACGUCUACAUAUUUAGAGUGAUUCAAAACAGACUCUCAUUGAACUACGGGAACAUAGUCAACGAGUGGGUCGAAUUACAAACUGGUGACCUCGAACUGAGUGACGACUUACAGAUAUCGAACAAAGAAAUACAGGAGAUGUUGAGUCCAAUGACAACACAAAACACAACAGGGAAACAGAGACCUGUGCUCUCGGUGAAGACCUCAGUCACACCGCCACUACCAAUGCUAAAUCAGCAUAUGUACCGCUCAUCAUCUGUUAGCUCUGCAAGCUCUACAAGUUCUCCAUCUGUCUGGACAUCUCCACCGUUGCAGUCCAAUCCAUCGUUUAGCCACUCUACGCCCACCAUCCUAGAAGGAGAAGCAACAGAGUUCAAUGACUGGUUAACUUCCCCUAUUCAACCUCUUCUGGUACCGAGAAGAGAUUCUUCAAGCCUACCGACAGGAAGGGAGGCGAAGGCAAAGGUGUUUUACAAUAACGACAUUUUUGCACUUAGAUUUAAACCUGGGUGCCGACUAGACGAAGUUAAAGGGAGUAUCGCAAGAAGGCUUGAAUGUGAUGUUGAUGCAUUGGUGCUAAGGUACAAGAUCCAUCAACACGAGAAUUUCAUUCCUCUGGAUACCGACGGUGAACUGAACAUGGCAAUGGAGUACGAAAAGUUUAACGUUGACGUUCAAUUACUCAGAAUGCAUUGA